Molecule: messenger RNA, 540 nt
Organism: Entamoeba invadens IP1
Lineage: Eukaryota; Evosea; Mastigamoebida; Endamoebidae
Exons: 3
Coding region: 1-540 (179 amino acids)
Source: RefSeq, a predicted model, not a curated record
AUGUCAGUGAAGAAAACACUAAAGAAAUUUUUGGGGAUAUUGACUCUUCAAAAAUUUGGAAAACACUUCUGUGUCGCCAAAAACAAGAAAUUACUUAGAAACAUUUUGAACAUCACGUCAGACUUCCUGUGUAAAUUUCUGUCACUUUUAAGACUCUAUUUGCUUCUCUUCUCUGCUCUAUUACAUCUGACCACAACAUUCUCAUUCACAUCACAGAGCUUUUGUGUGGAGUUUUCUAAUAAGGCGGAUGUCCUCAAAAGACACUCCCGUAUCUUCUUGAAAAGGAAAGAUGCAAUAGACUCUGUGUUGCAUUUGUUACUUUACAUAACACCAGCGAACCAAAACCAUUUCCAAAUAUUUGAUAAAGACCAUCCAAUCCAUAUCUCAGUCACUUUAAAACGCUAUACAGUGUUAAUGUCAAUCAUUCAUGCCUCACUUGUCUUUAAAAUUAAACAAAGCGAAUACGACAAUGUAAUAUACACCGUCUCAAUAUUUCUAUUGUUUUUCAACAAUACCAGACACUGCGAAGCGCAGUCUUAG